This is a messenger RNA of Chondrus crispus (carragheen), 615 nucleotides long. RefSeq lists its product as hypothetical. The record is from RefSeq and is a predicted model, not a curated record. NCBI's taxonomy places the organism in Eukaryota, Rhodophyta, Florideophyceae, Gigartinales, Gigartinaceae. The coding region runs from base 1 to 615 and encodes 204 amino acids. The transcript has a single exon.
AUGCUUCUGAGAGCAGCACCGAUGUUAGCUGUUGUGCCCGUCCCUUUGCAAGAUCGCAGUUUGGUUGCGCGGAGAGAAGGGAAAGAGCCCAUUCGCGGUGAUAGCGAGGUGCCUGGUGACCUUGUACAGAGAAGCAGCCAUGCGACGCGGAACGCGAAGCAGGAGCUGGUUGCCUCGGGCCCACGAAUAAAAAUGCAAUACGCAAAAACAGUGAAUAAAAACAAGAGGAGAAGUACAAAGCCCUUCUCCCCGGUACAUGCUAGCAAAAACCAGAUCCACACUCCUGCACUAGAAGAGGAUAUCCCCACCUUACCUCCAUGGCUCGACAACAGUUCCCAUCCGGCCUCCCCGCAACCCGUCCCCCGGCGCCCACUGCCCCUUCUCCAAUCAGCACCCCAAGCGUCCCCUUUGCUGAGCUUUUCGCACACCCAUCCCCGCAAAGGAUGCACACCCGCACCUUGUUCCGUGCCACGGGACAGCGGACGGCUCCAAGGAUGCGCCAGAGAGCGUGCGAAUGAGAGUGUUGAGGAGUAUGCGCCGUGUCUCCAGAGUGUGGACGGCGAGCGUUCUGGCGGAACAAGCAUGAGCACCAUGGGUUGCUGUCGUAAACUUUAG